Molecule: messenger RNA, 2145 nt
Organism: Annulohypoxylon maeteangense
Lineage: Eukaryota; Fungi; Ascomycota; Sordariomycetes; Xylariales; Hypoxylaceae
Product: FMN-dependent dehydrogenase-domain-containing protein
Exons: 4
Coding region: 477-1964 (495 amino acids)
Biological process (GO): lactate metabolic process
Molecular function (GO): heme binding; L-lactate dehydrogenase (cytochrome) activity
Source: RefSeq, a predicted model, not a curated record
GUAUGCUCGCACAGUAUGAUUGAUCUAACCUUAACCGGCAAGGUUUACACGUGGAGAAGAAGUGCACGAUACAGUUUCGGUUAACAGGAUCCACUAGCAGCGAAUAACGGUGAAGACAUUUCCAAAAGCAGCCCCAGCUUCCCCGCUAUAUUUUCUCCCGAUGGCCGAGUUCGAUCCACCAUCUCCAGUCUUUUCUCCAACCUCUAGCUCUCAAGUGCUAGACCCUCGUUACAACGCUAGACUUAGUCGCCCACUUCCAACCAUGAGACCGAACGUCGGCAUUAUUUAAUCCUAAGAGAGCCUCAGUGGCCAAUUCAACUUCAUAUGUAAACAUUUAUCAACUUACUUUUGCUGUUCUUCUUUGAAAUUCUUUUUAUGCAUAUAUAUAAGUCUUGAUAGCAGUUAAACACCUAAGCUACUAUUCCCCCGAUUCGAAUACGUCAUUGUACUACCUGUAAUAAGAGCGAGUGCUUGCGAUGGCGCUUUCUGGAGUUGAGGUUUCCAAACAUGAUAGCAAGGAGUCUUGCUGGGUGGUAAUUCAUGGGAAAGCGUAUGAUGUCACGGAAUUCUUACCUGAACAUCCGGGUGGGAUGCGUAUUAUCUUGAAAUAUGCGGGGAAAGACGCCACCGAAGAAUUUGAGCCUAUACAUCCUCCGGAUACCCUAGACAAGUAUCUGGACAAAUCGAAGCAUUUAGGACCCGUCGAUUUGAGUACUGUUGCGAAGGUGGAAGAAGAAGAGGAUCCCGAAGAGGCUGGACGGCAAGAGCGCAUCUCAAAUAAGCCCUUGUUAUCGCAAUGCUACAAUCUAAUGGACUUCGAGUCUGUUGCCAAAAAUACCAUGAAGAGGGGUGCUUGGGGUUAUUACUCCAGUGCUGCGGAUGAUGAAAUAACAUUGCGAGAAAACCAUGAAGCUUUUCACAGGAUAUGGUUCAGGCCUAGGAUUUUGGUCGACGUGAAGGAAGUGGAUUUUUCAACUACGAUGCUCGGAACUAAAGUUGACAUGCCCUUCUACGUUACCGCGACGGCACUAGGAAAGUUGGGACAUCCAGAGGGUGAGGUUGUAUUAACCAAGGCUGCAAAGAAGCACAACGUCAUACAGAUGAUCCCCACAUUAGCAUCAUGCUCAUUUGACGAGAUCAUGGAUGCGGCGGAAGGCGACCAAGUGCAGUGGCUGCAGCUUUACGUCAACUCGGACCGCGCGAUCACCGAACGCAUUGUCAGACACGCCGAGAAGCGAGGGUGCAAGGGGCUUUUUAUCACAGUUGACGCCCCACAAUUAGGGCGAAGAGAGAAGGAUAUGCGAUCUAAAUUCACCGACUCGGGCUCCAACGUCCAAUCAGGACAACAGACGGACAACUCUCAGGGCGCCGCGCGCGCCAUCUCAUCUUUCAUCGACCCGGCCCUGUCCUGGAAGGACAUCCCGUGGUUCCAAUCUAUCACCAAAAUGCCCAUUAUCCUCAAGGGCGUGCAGCGGGUCGAGGACGUGAUCAAAGCGAUCGAGCACGGCGUACAGGGCGUCGUGCUCUCGAACCACGGCGGUCGGCAGCUCGACUUCGCGCGGUCUGCGGUCGAGGUCUUAGCUGAGACGAUGCCAAUCUUACGGGGACUCGGGCUCGAGAAUAAGAUCGAGAUCUUCGUGGAUGGCGGCGUGCGCCGCGCCACCGACAUCAUCAAGGCGCUGUGUCUGGGCGCCAAAGGCGUCGGUAUUGGCCGCCCCUUCCUCUACGCGAUGUCGGCCUACGGACUUGAGGGUGUCGAUCGCGCCAUGCAGCUCCUGCGCGACGAAAUGGAGAUGAACAUGCGCCUCAUUGGCGCCACGAGCAUCGACCAGCUCAACCCCUCACUCGUCGAUGUGCAGAACCUAGGCGCCCAUGUCACCGGCGUGCCGAGGGAUAACCUUGGGUAUAAGGUCUACGAUCCCCUUGCUACACCAGCGUUUAAGGCCCCCAAGUCGAAACUAUAAGGAGGGCCAGGGCAGAAAGGGGUGUAGAGAAUUUCGUUGCUUUUUGUGUGAGAUACCGAUGUGGCAUGUAUUGUUCAGUGUGGCAUUUGGAUCUGCUGUUGACUUGGGUUAUGUGUAUUCAGAUAUAUAUGUAUAUACCUAUCAAGUACUUAUUAUUGAACUGCUCGCUUUUUACUACCUA